UUUUUUGGCUUACUGUGAGCAGGAAGUGUCGAGCCGGUCGAGGAAAUCAAAGUCCACGCUAAGCGGUGUGUUGAUUCAGAGGGGAGUGAGUUGUGAGUGCGGCUGAAUCUAGAGAAUGGCAGACCUUAUCGCUGAAUACACGUCCCGAAUUCAACAGCAGGAGAGUGAGAUCAGAUCUCUUUCAGCUGAGAUCGAGAAGUUGAAGAAUCCGGAUACCUCAGGCUUCUUGUCACAUCUGGACGGGCUGCGGGAGGAGAACAUAAAACUCAAAUACCGGUUGAAUAUUCUGAAGAAGAGCCUCCAGGAGGAAAGCAGCAAGUGUAGUAAAAACAUGAUCAACAUCAAUCAGAGGCUCCAGGAAACCUUCGGGGCCGCCAUCCGAGCCGCCUACCCACACCUGGAGAACCCCCCUCUGGCUGUGACUCCCAACCAGCAGCCCAAGUUCGGAGAUUAUCAGUGCAACAGUGCCAUGGCAAUGGCUCAGAUGAUGAAGUCAAAAGGACAGAAGGUCAGUCCGAGGGAAAUUGCAGAGAAUAUUGUCAAGAACAUUCCUGACAAUGAAAUCAUUGAGAAAGUGGACAUCGCUGGACCAGGGUUUAUCAAUGUGCAUCUCAGAAAGGACUUUGUGUCUAAACUGCUGACAAGCCUGCUGGUGAAUGGUGUGCAGCCUGCAGCAGCAGGACCCAAGAAAAAGGUCGUUGUGGAUUUCUCUUCUCCUAACAUUGCCAAAGAGAUGCAUGUGGGUCACCUGAGGUCCACAAUCAUCGGAGACAGCAUGUGCAGGCUCUUUGAAUUUCUGGGGCAUGAAGUCAUAAGGUUAAACCACGUAGGUGACUGGGGGACCCAGUUCGGCAUGCUUAUCGCACACCUUCAGGACAAAUUCCCAGACUAUCUGACAGCCUCUCCUCCCAUCGGAGACCUCCAGGCCUUCUACAAAGAGUCUAAGAAGCGUUUUGACAACGAGGAAGAGUUCAAAAAGCGUGCAUACCAGUGUGUGGUGAAGCUGCAGAGCAAAGACCCUGCCUUUAUUAAAGCAUGGAGUUCAAUCUGCGAUGUCUCCAGGCAAGAGUUUCAGAAGGUCUAUGACUGUCUGGAUAUUAAGCUGAUUGAAAGGGGCGAGUCUUUUUAUCAGCAUAUGAUGACGGAAGUGGUGAAGGAAUUUGAAGACAAAGGGCUGGUGCAGGUGGAUGAAGGGCGUAGAGUGGUGUUCGCCCCGGGCUGUGCCGUGCCCCUGACGGUUGUGAAGUCAGAUGGAGGUUACACCUACGACACCUCGGACCUGGCGGCUCUGAGACACAGACUGUUUGAGGAGAAGGCAGAUAUCAUCAUCUACGUGACAGACAGUGGGCAGGCGGGUCACUUCCAGAUCGUGUUCGCCGCAGCGCAGCUGAUUGGCUGGUACGACCCCGAGGUGACCAGAGUGGAGCAUGCUGGCUUCGGAGUCGUGCUGGGGGAGGACAAGAAGAAGUUCAAGACCAGGUCAGGGGACACGGUUCGACUGAUGGACCUGUUGGACGAGGGACUGAAGCGCUCCAUGGACAAACUGAAGGACAAGGAAAGAGACAAGGUAUUAACCCCUGCAGAGCUGGAAGCUGCCCAGAAGGCAGUGGCGUUUGGCUGUGUGAAAUACGCUGAUCUCUCGCACAACCGCAUCAACGACUACGUCUUCUCCUUUGACAAGAUGCUGGAUGACCGAGGGAACACUGCAGCCUACCUGCUGUACGCCUUCACCAGGAUCAGGUCCAUUGCGCGGGUGGCUAACAUCGAUGAAGCCUCGCUGCGCAGGGCGGCUGGCACCACGGAGAUGGUCUUGGACCACGAGAAGGAGUGGAAGCUGGGGAAGUGCAUCCUGAGGUUCCCGGAGAUCCUGCAGAAGAUCAUGGAGGAUCUACUGCUCCACACGCUGUGUGACUACCUGUAUGAGCUCGCCACCACCUUCACCGAGUUCUACGACAGCUGCUACUGCGUGGAGAAGGACAGGCACACCGGUGACGUGGUGAAGGUCAACAUGUGGCGCAUGCUGCUGUGCGAUGCCACGGCCGUCGUCAUGGCGAAGGGCUUCGACAUCCUGGGGAUCAAGCCAGUCCAGAGGAUGUAGGAUAUAGCCGUGCACGCGCCUGCCACUCCUCACAGCACACGCUGUAUCAGCUCUUAUAUUUUACUGUAUCUUAAAUAAAAAAGAAAGAAAACAAA
Molecule: messenger RNA, 2193 nt
Organism: Polyodon spathula (Mississippi paddlefish)
Lineage: Eukaryota; Metazoa; Chordata; Actinopteri; Acipenseriformes; Polyodontidae
Gene: rars1
Product: arginyl-tRNA synthetase 1
Exons: 15
Coding region: 116-2098 (660 amino acids)
Biological process (GO): arginyl-tRNA aminoacylation
Cellular component (GO): cytoplasm
Molecular function (GO): arginine-tRNA ligase activity; ATP binding
Source: RefSeq, a predicted model, not a curated record